AUGUUCAAGUUCAAAAAUAAACUCAAGUUUGGGUCUUCAAAUGAUAAGCAGCAGCUGCAGCAGCUGCAGCAAUCACUGAGUCACAAUCAUCAUCAUGUAUCUGGCAAUGGAUCAGUAGAAUCAACACCACCACCUCCUGCAUCAACAACCUCUAAUGAUGUGUUACUGACACCAAAGAGAACUCCUUCUGACUCGAGAAGGACUAUAUCUGUCAAUCAAGUUAGCAAUGAUGUGUCCAAGCUAUCAGUCAAGGAUGAUUCACCUGACAAACAGUCGACUUUGCAUAGUAGUGCCAGUAGUGGAAGGAACGUGUCUUCUUCGGGUGACAACAAUACUGAUAACCAAAUUUCACCACAAGCAGGGGUUUUGCAACCAACAACUACUGAUUCGAACAUCACUACAGACUCAUCAAAUUACAACAAUGGCUCUCCCUCUUCAUCGCAUCCAACCUCAGUGGGUCAGGCAACGUCUGCCGCUUCUAACUCUAAUGACACCACAAAUGCAGCAGCUGCAACGGGAGCUACUGCAUCCCCCGGCUUACUCACGGUUAAAAUAUAUGGUUCACAAAAUAUCCAAUUACCUAUAAAGAUAAACAACAACAAACAGAUUUUACAUGCAUUGGCUAUAAAUUCAAGUAGUGAAAGCGUUGGACAACAAUUGAUGAAAAAUAUGGCAACUGUAGAAAAGGAAAAUGAUGUGGGUGAAUUUAUACAAGGUGCAAAUGCCACAAAAUUAUUGCCAUCGAUAAUCACAAUCCCCAAAUCAGAAAAUCUAGUCAAGUCAUUGCUUUACUUGACCAUUGAGUUUGAGAAUAACGUUUUGGUUAUUGAGCCACAAAAGGGUACAGUUAAUCAAUCGACUUGGAAUCAAGUUGUUUCCUUUGAUGUUACAAAUAAGUCACUGAGCAUCAAUAGUAACUCCCAGUUUUUAAAUUUGAACCUAUUCAUGAGAUUACCCAACGUGUUGAUCCCAGACUCCGAGAAACAUCGCAACAAGCAGUUAUUUACAAAUUAUCAGGUCGAUAGUGCUAACAAAUCAAUGACAUCAAACUCAUCAAACACAUCAUCAAGUUCACAAGUCAACAUCGGAGAUUUGCUUAUCGGUACAAUCAAAUUACCAUUGAAUACAAGAUCACACACUCAGCAAGUGAGAUUAAUGCACCAUGAAUAUUUGAAAUUCACCAACUACAAUGCAGUCCUUCUGGAUGCAAUACGUCAGGAUAUGGGUGAAAUUAUGUUGACUAUAGAGUAUAAACCGUUAACCAAAAAGCAUCUUUCAAUUGAUGAUUUCGACUUGUUGAAAGUCAUUGGUAAAGGAUCGUUUGGGAAAGUUAUGCAAGUGGUUAAAAAGGAUACCAAACAAAUUUAUGCUUUAAAGACAUUGAGAAAACAACACAUUGUAUCUAGACUGGAAGUCACCCAUACCUUGGCUGAACGAACAGUGUUGGCUAGGAUUACCAACCCUUUCAUUGUUCCUUUAAAAUUCUCAUUCCAAUCACCCGAAAAAUUGUACCUUGUACUUUCAUUCAUCAAUGGAGGAGAAUUGUUUUGGCAUUUACAAAGAGAAGGCAAAUUCAGUAUGGAUAGAUCUCGAUUCUACAUUGCUGAAUUGUUGACUGCAUUGGAGAGUUUGCACGAAUUGAAUGUCAUUUAUCGAGAUUUGAAACCAGAAAAUAUCUUGCUUGAUUAUCAAGGACAUAUUGCUCUUUGUGACUUUGGUUUAUGUAAGCUAAACAUGAGCAAUGAUGACAAGACAAAUACAUUUUGUGGUACGCCAGAAUACCUUGCACCUGAACUUUUAUUGAACCAGGGUUACACUAGAAGUGUUGAUUGGUGGACAUUAGGUACUUUGUUGUACGAAAUGUUGACUGGGUUACCACCAUUUUAUGAUUCUGAUGUGCCUACAAUGUACAAGAAAAUCUUGCAAAACCCAUUGCGAUUCCCCCCAUUUUUGGAAAAUACCGAUGCUCAAGAUUUAUUGAUUAAAUUGUUGCAAAAAGAUCCUCAAUAUCGAUUAAAUGAUGCACAAGCUAUCAAGAAUCAUCCUUUCUUCAAAGACAUUGAUUGGAAUAAAUUGCUAAACAAGAGUUAUUUACCUCCUUUUAAACCAAAUGUUGAAAAUUUGUUAGAUACGUCAAAUUUCGAUCAAGAUUUCACAAAUGAAAAGCCUCAAGAUUCAGUUGUUGAUGAUUUCUUGACUGAAAGUGUACAAAAACAAUUUGGAGGAUGGACUUAUAAUGGUGAUAAUGUGCUAUGA
Messenger RNA from Lodderomyces parapsilosis, 2256 nucleotides. RefSeq names its product serine/threonine protein kinase. The coding region runs from base 1 to 2256 and encodes 751 amino acids. Lineage: Eukaryota; Fungi; Ascomycota; Pichiomycetes; Serinales; Debaryomycetaceae. Gene Ontology annotation, biological process: protein phosphorylation. Gene Ontology annotation, molecular function: ATP binding; protein serine/threonine kinase activity. The record is from RefSeq and is a predicted model, not a curated record. The transcript has a single exon.